Messenger RNA from Conger conger (European conger), 1494 nucleotides. It is a transcript of the gene slc7a9, whose product is annotated as solute carrier family 7 member 9. The coding region runs from base 1 to 1494 and encodes 497 amino acids. The transcript is spliced from 12 exons. Gene Ontology annotation, cellular component: membrane. The record is from RefSeq and is a predicted model, not a curated record. Gene Ontology annotation, molecular function: L-amino acid transmembrane transporter activity. Gene Ontology annotation, biological process: amino acid transmembrane transport. Lineage: Eukaryota; Metazoa; Chordata; Actinopteri; Anguilliformes; Congridae.
AUGGAGAAGGGCAGCAUCAGGAAGAGGAAGGAGUCAGCCAAUGGCAGUGUGGCCCCCAGCAUCCACUCCCAUUCCCAGCACACAGAUGAGGAAGUAAAGGGUACAGCACUCCAGAAAGAUGUGGGACUGAUCAGUGGGAUCUGUCUGAUCGUGGGGACGAUGAUUGGCUCGGGGAUCUUCAUCUCUCCGAAGUCUGUGCUGGCCAACACAGGGGCUGUCGGGCCAUGUCUGAUUGUGUGGGCAGCUUGUGGACUCCUAUCCACACUCGGAGCUCUGUGCUAUGCAGAGCUUGGCACCAUGAUUACCAAGUCUGGAGGGGAGUACCCGUACCUGAUGACGGCCUUUGGGCCCCUCAUGGCCUAUCUGUAUUCUUGGACCACCAUCAUGGUCUUAAAGCCUUCCUCCUUCGCCAUCAUCGCCCUCAGUUUCGCCGAAUAUGCUGCCGCACCAUUCUACCCAGGAUGCACCCCUCCAAUGCUUGUUAUAAAGUGUUUGGCUGCAGCUGCUAUCAUACUGAUUGUGCUGGUGAACUGUCUGAGCGUCAAGUUGGCAAGCUACGUGCAAAACUUCUUUACUGCAGCCAAGCUCUUCAUCAUCCUCGUCAUUGCAGUGGCUGGGGCUGUGAUGCUGGCGAAAGGUAACACAGAAAACCUUCAAAAUACAUUUGAUGGAGCAUCUACUUCUUUGGGAGACAUUGGGCUGGCAUUUUAUAAUGGGCUCUGGGCAUAUGAUGGGUGGAAUCAACUGAACUUUAUUACAGAGGAGCUUAAAAAUCCAUACAGAAACCUACCCCUAGCCAUCAUCAUUGGGAUUCCCCUGGUGACUUUCAGCUAUAUCCUUGUCAACGUUGCAUACUUCUCAGUGAUGACUCCCACUGAACUGCUGCAGUCCCCAGCUGUGGCUGUGACUUUUGGUGAUAGAGUACUGCACCCUGUGUCUUGGAUUGUCCCUUUGUUUGUUGUUUUCUCCACUUUUGGUGCUGCUAAUGGAAGCUGCUUCACUGCUGGCAGACUGACCUAUGUUGCAGGUCGGGAGGGUCACAUGGUGAAGGUCUUGUCCUACAUUAGUCUGAAACGCUGCACACCAUCACCUGCCCUCAUUUUUAAUGGGGUCUUGGCUAUCUUUUACAUCCUGCCAGCAGACAUCAAUGCCCUUAUUAACUACUUCAGCUUCGCUCAGUGGCUCUUUUAUGGACUGACAGCUUUAUCUCUCAUUGUCAUGAGAUUCACUAUGAAAGAAAUGACGAGACCUGUCAAGAUUCCCAUAGUAGUUGCAGGCCUUGUGGUCUUGGUGGCUUUCUACUUGGUCCUGGCUCCUAUCAUUGACAAGCCUGAGCUGGAAUAUCUUUACUGCACCAUCUUCAUGGUCAGUGGAUUACUCUUCUACUUCCCCCUGGUUUACUACAAGUUCAGCUGGACACGCAAGAUCAUGCGACCCAUUACCAUGCACCUCCAGUUACUAAUGGAAGUAGUUCCACCAGAAAAUGAAGAAUGA